Dentiscutata erythropus is the source of this 345-nucleotide messenger RNA. NCBI's taxonomy places the organism in Eukaryota, Fungi, Glomeromycota, Glomeromycetes, Diversisporales, Gigasporaceae. The record is from the annotation of a GenBank genome assembly.
AAACUUCAUUCGACAUAUUGCAUAAUGCAAACACAUCCACCAGAAGACGUCGCCAUAACCAUACCCCACCAUUAACUUACGAAGUGCCAUCAAUUAUAAGUACUAGUCGCUGUGAAUCUACCACCAAUCAAAGGAAUCAAUUUGCAUCACCUAUCGUGAGAGUUUCUAGUAGAAGGGAUGAGAAUAGUAAUCGAGAUAAUGUAAAUAGUGCUAUUGGACAUAGCUUAGUUAAUGUAAAUGAUUUAAUAAAUAUUACCUCGGCCCUUAAUUUAUCUGCAUCACAAAAUAACAGCGAUUUAAGUAUGCCUGAUAUAGGAGGGCCACUGGAAUCUAUAAAUGAGGAAA